AUGGAAGAAAAAGGCCAAUCAAAAAAUAAGCGAGUAAUGGAGUCUCCUUACGACUUUGAAUUGUAUUACUCUUUCAUAGCUAAGGUUAUUAACACAGACGAGUCGCUCAAGUCAUUCACAUUCAGCCACGACAAAAUUGUAGACCACCUGGAACGUGACGCACUACAGGCUGUAAUAGUUAUCCGGACUGCGCAGUAUGAACAAUUUUAUAAGCAUGUUCCCCUCAUAGCCGCUUUGCACAAAAUUGACUUCGUCUUGAUUGAGCAGCACUAUGUGAACACACCUGAUUUUAUCAAAUUACCGAAAACGGGCCUCAUCGGAAUCCUACCGCUGCAGACGGAAGAUCAGUCAAUCCCCGGCCUUUCCGAGAAAGUGCAAAGCCUAGUGUCCGUAGUGCACUCCUACCACUUGGACGUAACCCCCCCCUACUUGUUUAGCCACCCGAACUACAUCAAUACGAAGUUUAAAGUCGAAGAGAUAAAGGGAAAGCCCUAUGCGAAACAUCUUUCGCGAAAGGAGAGGAAAGCCUUACGGAAGUCGCUACGAAAAAGUAACAUAUAA
Messenger RNA from Plasmodium inui San Antonio 1, 561 nucleotides. RefSeq lists its product as hypothetical. Bases 1 to 561 code for a protein of 186 amino acids. The transcript is spliced from 5 exons. The record is from RefSeq and is a predicted model, not a curated record. Lineage: Eukaryota; Apicomplexa; Aconoidasida; Haemosporida; Plasmodiidae.